Cimex lectularius (bed bug) is the source of this 3573-nucleotide messenger RNA. It is a transcript of the gene Ptp99A, whose product is annotated as tyrosine-protein phosphatase 99A. The record is from RefSeq and is a predicted model, not a curated record. The coding region runs from base 481 to 3222 and encodes 913 amino acids. NCBI's taxonomy places the organism in Eukaryota, Metazoa, Arthropoda, Insecta, Hemiptera, Cimicidae. The transcript is spliced from 14 exons. Gene Ontology annotation, biological process: protein dephosphorylation. Gene Ontology annotation, molecular function: protein binding; protein tyrosine phosphatase activity.
UUAAUUUGCCCACUUUUUUCGGCUUGCUGGAUCGAUUUUUCGGUUUUUACGUCAAAAACGCAGUAGGAAUGUUUUUUUUUUCCCUAUUUUUUGGUCAACGAAUCCGGCCCGGAUCAACACUGAAUUCUGUCCCAGAGGUUCGGUAAACUGCCUCUGCUUGUAAACAACUUUACGUCUGAACUUGGCAUCGCCCAAAUGUUUACAUACACGACUAUUUACGAUGUAAAAAUCUCGGCUAUUUGAUCAAAUCGAAUCCCGGGCUCCGUGUCGAAAGACAAUUUUCCACCUUUUACACAUUUCGAAAGCGAUCGCGGAUUAGAUAUGUACGAAAUCAGAAGGUUUUCCGACACCGACGAUACCAAGACUAGUCAACAAAUUAAAGACGGGAUAUCGGCGUUUCUAUAGAAUUAAUUAAUGUCUAUAUGUCUCCGAUUAGUCACCAUAUAUGCACUGCUUGUACUGGAAUAGUGCGCCAAGGAGAUGACCGUCUUGAUAACGUUAAUACUGUUUAACGUUUUUUACGUAUCUAUCUUACAAGUGAAAUGCGAUGAGGAAGUUAAAAAGGAUACACCCUAUUCAAACAAGCCUGCAAAUCUAACUAUAGGCAAAGUGACAAAUACAACAAUUGAUUUGAGUUGGAGUAAGCCUGAGCAACCGUCGGGUGAUAUUUUAAGCUAUCAUCUGUAUUACUUAUAUGGUACAAAUUAUUCAGCAGUGCAAUCAGUCAACAGUUCCCUGUCCAGAGUUCAUUACACUCUCAAGAACUUAAAACCUUUUACAACUUAUACAAUUUGGGUGGAAAGUGUUGUUACCGGUGAUGGGGACAGUGAUGCCGAGAAGUCAGACGUUGCAACACAGAGCACCGAUGUCAGCGGACCUGGGCCGCCAAGAAUUACAAAUGCGACGUGCAUCACUCCCAAUUCUUUAUAUGUCCAAUGGCAAAGGCCAAUAGAAUUUUUCAAUAAAAUUGAUGCAUAUUACGUAACGUACAGAAUUGACAACUCGCCCGAUUCUGAAGAAAUCAUAAUCGAUACAACUUUGAAUGAAGACAUUGAUACUAGCCAAAUUGUCUCAAAUUUGACUGACAAGACUUGGUAUGAAGUCAAGGUCAGGGGCGCAUCUAGGAGUGUAUUAAAUCUUAAUCAUUACAUGCAAGGCGUAUCCUCGAUUCCGAGAAAGGUUUUCAUUCAAUAUGAUUGUGACAUUUCUAAUGAAUCUGUUGAAGAAACUAAUAAAGUUGUUAAUGUCAUUUUGAUAACUGGCUUGGUUUGCGCCUCAUUUGCACUUUGUCUCAUAGUGUGUGUUAUAACUGUUUGGAGGCAUUGGUUUCAUGCAGCAUAUUACUAUUUGGAAGAAAGUAGGCAAGUUGUUACAGCACCUGCUUUUGAUUGGGCUGCUAGAAAUGAACAAAAUCCACCCAUUCCUGUUGAUAUGUUUGCAAAGCAUGUUGCAUCACUUCAUGCUGAUGGAGAUAUUGGGUUUAGCAAAGAAUACGACUCGAUACAAUUUGUCUAUUUGCAAGACCAGUUUUCGUCUGAAGUUUCGACACACCCUGAAAAUAAGAUGAAGAAUCGGUAUCUGAAUAUUCUUGCAUAUGAUCAUAGUCGGGUUCGUCUGAUGGGCGGGCCUGGCCAAAAUCGCUGUGUAGAUUAUAUUAACGCUAAUUACAUAGAUGGAUUUGAGAAAACGAAUGCCUAUAUUGGGACCCAAGGUCCUCUCCCAAAUACAUUUGAUUGUUUUUGGAGAAUGGUUUGGGAGCAAGGUGUUACUGUAAUUGUGAUGAUAACAAAUCUAGUCGAAAGAGGGAGAAGGAAAUGUGAUUUAUAUUGGCCUAAAGAAGGAACAGAAACUUAUGGUCAUAUACAAGUUAGAUUAGUGAAAGAAGAUGUCCUUGCAAUGUAUACAGUUCGAACAAUGAAAAUUGUACAUUUGAAGGCUAAAAGAAAAAAGUAUACCAUGGGAGAAAGACAGGUGCAGCAAUUCCAUUAUACUAACUGGCAUGAUCAUGGGACCCCAGAUCACCCGUUACCAAUUCUUAGUUUUGUAAACAAAUCGUCAUCUGCAAAUAACCCCAACUCAGGGCCUAUUGUUGUUCACUGCAGUGCGGGUGUUGGACGUACUGGUACAUAUAUAGUUUUAGAUGCUAUGCUCAAACAAAUAAGAGCUCGUGAAGAAGUCAAUAUUUAUGGCUACCUUAAAUACAUCAGGAAUCAGAGGAAUUAUCUAGUCCAGACUGAAGAACAAUAUAUAUUUAUUCAUGAUGCCAUCUUAGAAGCCAUAACCUUUGCUGAAAAUGCAUUGAGCACCGAAUGUUUACACUAUAUCCUGCAACCAAAUCCUGAAACUGAUUCUGAACAUUGGAAACAGUUUCAGGCUAAUUAUAAGAUGGUCACUUCGUUUGAAGCGAAAGAAUAUAAUCAUAUAUCAGCUAACAAGCCAUGCAACCUUAUAAAAAAUAGGUCUACUGAAUUUAUUCCCCUUGAAAACUCAAGAGUUCAUCUUACCCCAAAGCCUGGAAUCGAAGGGAGUGAUUAUAUCAACGCAUCAUGGUUUUUAGGAUUCAAGAAAUUGAAAGAAUUUGUUAUAACCCAACACCCAUUAGAUCAUACAGUCAUCGACUUCUGGCAAAUGAUUUGGGACCAUAAUGCUCAAACAAUAGUUUUACUGUCAGCAAUUGAUGGUACUGAAGGUUUCAAUCCUUUCUGGCCUAUUGAAAAAGAACACACUAUGGAUAGUGAUAACUUCAAAUUAAAAAUAAUCGAGGAGAGUGAACUCGAUGGAACAGUUUCUCGGGAUUUCACUAUCCAGUCUUUACACGAUGACUACGAAUUGACCGUUAGAAUAAUUCAACCAUCACAUACUAUUACUGAAAUAAGCGAUAUUAUUCAUCUGAUAAAUAUUGUUCAACAACAUCAUUUAGAAUAUCAAAAUGGGCCUAUUGUGGUUGUAGAUGAGUUGGGGGGUACAGUUGCUGCCACAUUCUGCUGUCUUACAACCCUGAUGAAACAGUUAGAUUACGAUUCUCAUGCAGAUGUUUCUAUCUAUGCUAAGCUAUAUCAUAAUAGAAUUCCUGGAAUCUGGAAAACUAUAGAUGACUAUCUUAUGCUCUACCGAGGUUUGAGUGAAAUAACUGUGAGCAAAGGUGUAUCUUUGAUCGCUAGUCCGGAUCCUUACAUUCACAACCAUUAUAGUAGCUACACAAACGGUACUGCCCUUUCAUAACAAUUAAUGGUAAUGCCAAAAUAAAAUUAUCUCCAAUCAAACAGGGUGAAUUUCUUUUGUCAAAUUUAAUGGAUAAAAACAAAAAAUAAAACAGGAUUGUCAAUGAUGGUUGAAAUCUGAUCUAGAAAUAGCAUUUCUAUACAGUGAUGUUAAAAUCAAGUUUUACAAGUGCCAAAUUAUUUUUUACUAUAUUAUUAUCACAUUUUAAUUUUUUUUAUUAUUCAUCACAACAAUCAUAGCACUAUUAUCAAUAAAAAGUGAAGCUAGGCCAGUGUGUAUUGAAUUUACACAAUGAUGCAUCGAAAAAAUUGUGUAUGAACCUGUUUUUUAGGAUAUUUUAAUUGUAAGUGC